This is a messenger RNA of Hirundo rustica (Barn swallow), 1737 nucleotides long. It is a transcript of the gene CAMK2N1, whose product is annotated as calcium/calmodulin dependent protein kinase II inhibitor 1. Gene Ontology annotation, biological process: negative regulation of protein kinase activity. NCBI's taxonomy places the organism in Eukaryota, Metazoa, Chordata, Aves, Passeriformes, Hirundinidae. The record is from RefSeq and is a predicted model, not a curated record. Gene Ontology annotation, molecular function: calcium-dependent protein kinase inhibitor activity; protein kinase binding. Bases 161 to 391 code for a protein of 76 amino acids. The transcript has 2 exons.
GCCGCCGCAGCCGCGGAGCCGCGAGCAGCGCCGGCCGGGCCGGGAUGUGACGGGGCGGCUGCCCCGCGCCCGCUGCGCCGCUGCCCCGGGCCCGCGGGCCCCGCGCCCCGGGAGGCUGUCGGGGGGCGGCGGCGGCGGCGGGUCCCCCCCCGCCGCCCCCAUGUCGGAGGGGCCGCCCUACGGCGAGGGGCAGCUGGCGGGGGACGCGGCCGUGGGGCAGCUGCCCUUCCCCGUUCGCCUCCGCGGCGGCGACGGGCUCCUGGCCGGCGGGCAGGGCAAGCGGCCGCCCAAGCUGGGGCAGAUCGGCCGCAGCAAGAGAGUGGUCAUUGAAGAUGAUAGAAUUGACGAUGUGCUGCAAAACCUCUCCGAAAAGGCCCCUCCCGGUGUUUAAAGCCUCCCUGGGGACGCUGGGCUGAAGCCCGGGGUGGGGUCGGUUUACAAUGGCACAGGUGAUCGGCAAAAAAUAACAUCUCCCGACACCGCCGCGCCCGCCCGAGCUCCGGGAGCGCCGUCCGGAGACACGCGGAAGGGAAGGCGGCGAGCGAGCCAGAGCCCAGCCACGAGGUCAAAAAUGAUAAUAAAUUAAAAAAAAAAAAAAAUUAUGUAUAUCUAUGUAAUCGGGAAAAAAAUCACCUGCUUCAAAGCCCCGACUCCGAGGGAUGGACGGAGGAGUCACGGCGCGGCUGUGAAUUACUCGGGAUCGCUUUUCGUCGGGCUGAUGAAGCGUGUGCCGCGCUAGAUCGGGGGGGUAAGAGGAAAAGGGGGCAGCGGGAGAUGGAGGGGGGAACAGCCCCUGCUGGGGUCUCCCUCCGGUCAGGGUUGUUCCCGGCGGGCACCUUGUUUACAUUAUUUAACCUUGCAAAAAUGAAUCCGUGCACUUGGAUGUACCACGCUAUCCCCUUCUGUAUGAGUUUCUCUCUUCUUCUUUUUCUUCUUUUUUUUUUUUUUUUCUUCUUUUUUUUUUUAUGUUGAUGUCUUUGGAUGUUGGGAAAUUAUAUAAAAUAGAUAUAUAUAUAUAUAUAUUUAAUUUUAGUCACGGUUUAAGGUUCUCGAGGGGGGAAAACCAAAACUUUUAUAAAGGAAAGGCCUGAAGGAAGAAUUGCUGGUUUAUUUUUUAAAGCUUGUACUUGGUUGCUGUGAGCAAAGGGACAGAUUUUAUAUGUAUGGGGGGUGGGGGGGACGCUCAGCUUUUCUAACUACCAUGCAGUCUGUAGUGUGGGUGAUCUUGGGGUUUGUUUGGGGUUUUUUUUUUUGUUGUUUUUUUCUUUCCUUAUAUUGUGGCAGUUUCCUCUCUUUAAUAGACUGUAUUAAAACAUAUAUAUAAAAGAAAUUAUUCAAUGUAAUCACAAGAGUGCCAAACACUUGGAGAUGCUGGAGGGCAGCGAUUCCCUCCCUGAGAUGAGCAGCACUCAGAGCUUUCUGCUCUUUCUAGGGCUCGGUCGAUCUCUCGAGGGGUUUUCUCUGACUUCUCUUUUCUAAUCUUUCUUUUUAACUAUUUUGCAUGAUGUGCAUAAAAACAAAAGGGGAAAAAAAAAAGUGGGGGGGGGGGGGGGCAGGGGAACAAAAAGCGCCUCUGGCGCCCAGGCUUGGUUCUUGUUUCUGUUUGCGAUUGACUGACAGACCUCAAGGCAGGUUUUUCUUUCCUCCUUUUCUUAAAUAUUGUGUAUGUUGCACUUUUAUCCACUACACAGGGCUAUUUCUGCAAUGUCCGAAUAAAAAGGAAAAUGAAACAAAACG